Calliphora vicina (urban bluebottle blowfly) is the source of this 1683-nucleotide messenger RNA. RefSeq lists its product as uncharacterized. Bases 1 to 1683 code for a protein of 560 amino acids. The transcript has 7 exons. Lineage: Eukaryota; Metazoa; Arthropoda; Insecta; Diptera; Calliphoridae. The record is from RefSeq and is a predicted model, not a curated record.
AUGACGACAUUAACAAGAUGCUUCAAAGUCGCUGUAAUUGUUGUGUUAAUAUUUCAACUGGAAAACGUGUCCUGUUCGUAUCGCAAUGGUUUCAUAACGUUGAGAAGUUUUAAAAGCAAACAGUGGCUAGAUGAAGUGGAAACGACCACAGAAGCAAGUGUUAAAUUGAGGAAAAAUAUGAAUAAAACACCUUAUGUGAAAUAUGAAAAUCCAUAUAAAUUGAGAUUUCAACCGGGAAAUCCAAUGCCUCGUUUGUAUUGGCACAAGUUUCCGCAACAACAGCAAGAGGAAACCACCACGAUGACAGCUGUAGAAAUAACAACAACUGCCAUGACAAUGGUAACAGACAUACCUGAAGAGCCCAUGGAACCAGACGUUACGCCAGAGCCUACUGAGCCACCUAUUCCUCCUCCACCCGAAACUGAACCACCUGAUUUGGAAACUACCACUAUGAAACCUAAAACAUCUACCACCACUCCGACACCUUUCAAACCCUCCACAACUUUUACCACCAUUAUGAAACCCUCUAUUCCUUUUCCCUUUAAUUUGGCCGAUAAACUGAAAAAUCUGUUUGUCUAUGGCUCUCCCUCCCAAGUGAAUUUAAUACAGAAACAUGGCUCUUUAGAUAACAAAGGAAAAACCAAAAGUAAAGGCUUCCUUAGUCUAUUCGAAGUCAUUAAGUUCGCCAAUACAAAAUGUACGGUGACUAUGGGCGACAUACGUUCCAUGGAGGGCACUUGUUAUCAUGAGUUCGAGUGCAAAAGUUUGGGAGGCAUAUCCACUGAGAGAUGUGGCGAAGGCUUGGGUGUAUGUUGCAUAUUUUUAACUGGAUGUGGCGAUACUGUGGGUCAAUCUGUGGCCUAUUUCGAGAGCCCUAAUUAUCCUCAACCCGUAAGGGAAAUGAUGAUUUGUGUGUUGAUUAUCAAUUUGCGUAAGAAUGUGCAGCAGCUGAGAUUGGACUUUUUAAUGUUUGAGCUAAUUCGUCCUACUGAUGGCAACUGUGACGACGAUCAAUUUAUUAUUUCGGGACAAAAUAUAAAUUUUGUGGUGCCUGUAUUGUGUGGAAUUAACACGGGACAACACAUUUAUGUUGAUGUGGAUAAUUCUCCAGAUAGUAAAAUAUAUUUAUCGUUUUUCGCAAAAAUGCCAGCAGGAGCCAGAUCUUUCAACAUUAAAAUAACUCAGUUGGAGGACAAUUUGGCACCAGAGGGCUGCUUGCAAUAUUAUAAUGAAUUGGAGGGCAUAGUCAAGUCUUUCAAUUAUGACAUAGAGGGCACCAUAGUGGACAACAAGGAGGCUACCUAUUUUAACAACUUAAAUUAUGUUAUUUGUGUGCAACGUUUUAAGGAUUAUUGCAGUGUUAAUUAUGUAAUGGAACAAAUUGGAGGCAGUGCAGAUCAAUUGGAUUUUCAAAUCAUCAACAAAGAUGAAGAUGAAAAUGAUUUAGUGCCGGAUGGUCAGGCUGGUGCUGGCAUUUUCAAUUGUCCCGAUGAUUUUUUGGGCAUCAAUCAGGUGCGUCUGUGUGGUGAACGUUUCAAUGAUGGCACCGAAAAUGAAGAUUUUACCAUUCAUGCACCAGUUAGAGAUGUCGCGCCGGGACCAAUUAUUUUGCCCUUUCGCACAGAUGAGGAAUAUGUGGGACGUGGUUUUCGUUUGGCUUAUAAGCAGGAAUUAUGUUUAUAA